CCGCAUGAAUCCCCCCAGUUUCCCGGUGCUAUUGGUCUCUGGAAGCUCUCAGAUGGUCCUGGUUGGCCGUGGGAAAGUACGUCCCUCCUGCCGCAUGAGUCCUGCUGCUUUGCCUUAUCAGCCUUUCCCUGUGCGAUUGAGCAUUUGGCUCCGGCUGCCAUUUGACGCGCUUAAAUAUUGUCUUAAAGUGGUCUUCGCGAGUCCGUCAUUCAAAGUCAAUGCCUGGUUUUUAAACUGAAGAUCUUUAAGAGGAACAGUAAGAUCAUAACCAGUUGCCACAAUUUAUCAGUGUUUAUGGGCACGACCAACAAGGCUUCUACUGUGUUGCUGCCACACUGGUCUGUCCAGAAUCUAACUUCACUGCUGUUUGCCAGCACUUUCCAGAGUUGUUUGUAGUUUACAAUGCACCAUGGCUCUGUUCUAGUUGAUGUGUCUGUUUCAGUCUCAGGCAAGUGCUUGGGAUGCUGGUGAAAUCCUGUGGGCUGCCUUUGUGAAUACAGUUUGGCUGGUGGUUAAUGAUCGAGGUGGUUUGUCUCCUUGCCUUCUCCAUUCUGCAGCUUUGGAGUGAUCUGUGUCCAGCUGGCAUCAGUGCUGCUGGACCCAUGCCUGUCUAAGCCCCGUAGGACUUUUCCUUGCCUGGGAAGAGCGAUUGGACUUGAUAGGUAGCACCAUGCCACUUGGUCUUGGGAGGAGGAAGAAGGCCUCGCCUCUGGUGGAGAAUGAAGAGGCUGAGCCGAUCCGAGCGGGCAUGAAUGUGCCAGGCCUGGAGGGCAGUGCCGAGAGCAUGCAUAGCUUCCAGCCUGGCUUACCACCCCCACCCCCAAGCCUGCGUCCCAGGCUGGUCUUCCACACUCAGCUGGCCCAUGGAAGCCCAACUGGGCGAAUAGAAGGCUUCAGCAAUGUCCGGGAGCUCUACAGCAAAAUUGGGGAAGCCUUUGGGAUCCCAGCAGCAGAGGUGAUGUUCUGUACCCUGAACACUCACAAGGUAGACAUGGACAAGCUUCUCGGGGGGCAAAUUGGGCUUGAGGACUUCAUCUUUGCCCACAUCCAAGGCCAGCGGAAGGAAGUGGAAGUGUUCAAGAGCGAGGAUGCCUUAGGCCUCACAAUUACUGAUAAUGGAGCUGGGUAUGCCUUCAUCAAGAGAAUAAGAGAAGGCAGCAUCAUUGACAGGAUUCAGGUGAUCAAUGUGGGUGACAUGAUCGAAUCUAUUAAUGGUCAAGGCCUGAUUGGCUGCCGGCACUACGAGGUGGCCAAGAUGCUGAAGGAGCUGCCCAAAGGACAGAAUUUCACCUUGAAGUUGGUGGAGCCAAUGAAAGCUUUUGACAUGAUCAGCCAGCGAUCGGGAGGUGGCAGAUCAAGUUCUGCCUCCCAGCUGGGAACGGGUCGGGGAACGCUGCGUCUGCGCUCCAAAGGUCCUGCGACUGUGGAGGAUCUGCCAUCUGCUUUUGAAGAGAAAGCCAUUGAGAAGGUAGAUGACCUUUUGGAGAGCUACAUGGGAAUUCGAGAUUGUGAGCUGGCGGCCACGAUGGUAGAGCUAGGAAAGGACAAGAGGAACCCGGACGAAUUUGCAGAAGCGCUCGAUGAGACACUGGGAGAUUUUGCGUUUCCUGAUGAGUUUGUGUUUGAUGUGUGGGGAGCCAUCGGGGACGCCAAGGUGGGAAGAGUAUAGCUGUGGUCAUCGGUUUGGACUCUGGAGGAGAGCCGUGCCAUUCGCCAGCCAUUCACCUCGCCUUGUUCCAGGUUCCUGUGUGAAGACCUUUCUUUUUUCAACUUGUCACCACUUGAUCCUUAGUAAAAUAACACGAAUUGCUGGUGAAUGAACUACCAACUGAACAUAUAAAGAAAUUAGACUCUUUGUAGAGAUUUCUAUUCCACUACCUGGUGACGUCCUCCAGUUAAUCUUGAAUGAGCAUUAAUUUGAAUGAAAACUUGCAUCUUUCCCGGCUGGCUGCUUUUUCAAUUGAGUAGGUUGUGUUGAUCUGUUUUUGUCUAAAAGGAAGGUUUGACAUUUCAGUUGCCUGUACAUGAGUCAGCUUUAGGCAGGGCCUAAAGGAUAGGAGAUGUCUUAUUGUUUUAUCCUACAGUAAAAUGGGUGAAGAACAAUUGAACGUCUAUAAGGAACUGGAAAAAACACAAUACUGUACAUGGAAGCAGUAGGUAGUUUACCAUUUACUAAGUUCUCAUUCUGAACCCUGGUUUUAACGGAGAGUCAUUGAGUCUGCUUAAAACUUUAAUAGUUAAAUUUACUAAAAAAUACAGUUGGCCUCUGCACUUGACUAAUUCAUGCUGGGAUGUACGUUUUUGGAAUAUUGGUCCCCUACGCGUGAUUAUUUCACAAACUUAUACCUUAUAAUGAAGUAAAAACUUUAAUGGCUCCUUUUUUAUUGUUUUUCUGAUUCAGCUUUUCAGUCUAUCAAGAAAGUCAAACUCCAAUGCCAUGAACCAGGAUUUACUGUAUUCUUCAUUUGAAGAGAAGACUAAAUAUUAUAAAAUGUUAUCAGUCUAAAAAAGUCAGGCAUCUUUUUGCAGCUUUAAUAAAUCUAAUGUUUCACGUUUAGUUUCAGACAAACUAAACCAGAGUGAAUCAGAGAGUCCAAUAAAACUUGAAUAGGAAAAAUCUGCAAACACCAAAUGAUAGGAAACAAUUGCUACAAGCUGGCACAACUCUAAAACAUUUUUGAAGAAAGAACAAAGUGAAUGUAACAGUUACCUCAGAAAAUGCCUUGGUCCAUGUCUGGAAAAUAACUGUUGUUUAACUCUAACUUUUUUUUUUAAGUAGUCAUCCAUUAGUUUUAUAUUAGUUUUAAAAACAAGACCAGCUGGUGGCAGGGCGCCAGUCCCAGUUCUUUUCAGUCCUCAAUCGCAUGUAAACUGCUUGUUGUGUUGAAAAGAUGCUGUAUUUCUUGGCCUUUUUUUGGAAUCCAACGGUAUCAUAUGGAGUGACACAUGCUGUCACUGUGUAUUAGACUUCGAUAGCCAUUAAUAAUUACUUUUUAAUUUCUCCAAUAUUAAGUUGAUAUUUUAUUAAUAAUUUAUUAGUAUUGAAUAUAUCAGUGGUUGCUGGUGGUAGAAGUUUCUUCAAUGCUGAGAACCCUGAUUGACUUUGUUUUUUAGUUUGUUAAUUAGUGCCUGGUCAUAAUCUUUUGAAAAGAUGCAAAAAUCAAACCAAACAAACCAGUAUUUUUUUCCAUUGCAGGGAAUUAAAAGGUUUGUAGUUUGAGGUUUUCAAAGUAUCCGGAGAAGCUUUCUGUUUCUCCAUUUCAUGGAAGCUAUAAAGUUCCCAGUUAUCAGGCAAGAUGUUCAGAAACUCCAUGGUCAGACUAAUUUUUGAAGAGAAUAAAUUCUUAGAAUUCAAGCUUUUUCCUUAAAUGCUUUCCUUUUACACAUUUAAUCAAGGGUCAAGUGACAAUUCAGAUGUCCAGAAGAUGUUUACCUUUCUUACUGACUACUGUGUGCAUACUUUAUAAAAGAAACAGGAGAUGGUUUUACAGUUAAAAAAAUAUUUUUAGGUCUGCUUUGGUAUAAAUUGCUGCUUUUUAUUAAGUGACAGCAGUAUGAUGCCUGAUUCGUUGGUACUGUAGUUUCCAAACUGAUGAUCAAAUUACUGUGAAGAACAAGAGGAGAUAUGGGACACUACUUAGAUGCUUUUUGGUUGAAUGUUACAUUACCCUGGCAUCCUGUUUUAGGGUCCUGUGAUUUAUUGUUGCAUUAGUUGCAAAGGUUCCUUAUAGGUAUAGCGAACACCUGUGCAACAUUCUUGUUAAUUUCAUGAACUGGGAAUAUAGCUAAAAACUCUGACCUCAUCUUUAACCCCAUGGAAAUAACAAUAUUCUUUAGAGACUGGUAGAGUUACAGUAAGUGACUUUGACCUGCAUUCUGUGAAAUAGUAGUUGUUUUUUUUCUUUUAAAAUUGAAGGGUUCAUUUUAAUCUUUACUUUCUUAAUUUUGGAAAAUCUGUCUAAGGGGGAAAUUAGUUUUUGCAACAAAAACAAGUCUUUUGGAGAGUAAAAUGGGAACUGCAAUGCAGACAUGAGUGCCAAAAUAGAUAUUUGCUGCUGCCGUUGGAAGAGCUUCUUUUUUGGAAUAAAAGCAAUGCAAACACGUUUGUGGGCAUCAGACUCCAGUGUUCCGUGAUGCAGAAGAAGGUUAGUAAUGUGUACAUGUAUAGGGCAUAUAUGUAUCUGUGUUAAUGACAUUUUCAAUGUUCUACUUUUCAGUCCUUGUUUAAUCCAGGAUUCAGUCUGUCUUUGUGACAAUAUUGAAAAAACUCAAGUUUAAGCCAAAUAAAAACCAUGUAGUAGAUAAAUCAGAAUUAAAACCACUGUAAUGGAAGGCUUAUUUUGCACAGUAAAAGACGUUGGGUUGCUUUGCAUUGCUAAACAGUGACACAUUGUCGUGGUUUUUUAGGCAAGAGCCUAGGCAGUGAUGUAAAAGUGAGCACAAAGCCACUAUAAUUACAGAGACCUGGGAGAAGAAAUUAAAUAUAACAAUACCUGUUGUUAAACAGCAACCUGUCACAAGAGCUGUAGAACGAGAGCCUUACUGAGUCAUCAGCUGGUACUGCAUUGUAAAGAUAGUUUUAUAUAAGAGUAUUAUAGAAAUAUACAGUGUAUUUUUAGUGUACAAUAUAAUCAUUCUGAUAGCACACUUUUAAUACAAAAUAUGCCAAAAUAUUUUUAAAACCUGUAGAGCUAUAUUAGUUUUUAGACAUCUUUUCUGAUUGUAAUUCAUAUUGUAAUGUUAGGUUGAAAGUAUAAUGUUUUGUAAAUGUGGUUUUCUUGGUAUCAUGACACUGGAUUAUUUUACGUAUUGUUGUAUCUUUUCAAUAUGGUAUUGUCAUUACAUGUUUGAACUGGGGAACAAUGUUGCAGCCCUGUUUGUUUUAUUGUAGGUCAGAGAAAGAGAGAUGGCUUUACUGUAUUUCUUCAUCACAGCUUUUCAGUAAUCUUUUAUUAACUAAACCAUGUCUGGGUAGGCAGGAGUCAGCAUUUUAAUAUUUUAAUACAUCCUCAAAUAUGUGUGGAAUUCUUGAUGUGUGCGAAUAUUUGUGUUUUCAUUCAUGUCUACUUCAACUUGAAAAGUGGAUUUAAAAAAUAGACUUAAAUAAUAUUUGGGAAAGAAAUACAGACAUGCAAUCAUGUUUUAUGCCAGAAAUAAUCUUCCAUUUUAUGUACUAAAUAAAUUGUCCUUGAAGCUGAAUGGUGAAAUGAGGUGGAACUAUCUCUUUAAAAGACUUCAAAGGUUCUUCAUUAUCUGCUGUCCUUGUGAGUCACAUGAACUUCAUGCAUGUUCCAGCUACAUGUAUAACUAUAUGAGCACCUAGUUUACAAAUAGAUAAAAUUAGUUAUAAUUUCACCACACACCUGUUUAGAAAAGACACCAUAUUUCUUUAUUAAAAUUAAUUUUGAAAUAAAAGUGAUUUUCUUACCCUUUUUGCUUACCCUUUUAAAACAUUUGUGUAAUUGCAUUUGUGCAGUUUAGUAAUUAUGGGCUGUUGCUUAAGGAUGAACCUUGCUAGAAUUAACAUAUUGGUGAAAAAUAAAAUAUGAAAAGAGCAA
This is a messenger RNA of Lepisosteus oculatus (spotted gar), 5558 nucleotides long. RefSeq names its product GIPC PDZ domain containing family, member 1 (gene gipc1). Lineage: Eukaryota; Metazoa; Chordata; Actinopteri; Semionotiformes; Lepisosteidae. Gene Ontology annotation, molecular function: protein binding. The record is from RefSeq and is a predicted model, not a curated record.